UCCCUCUCCCUCAGUCCCUCUCUCUUGGCUCUCUCUCUCUCUCUCUCUGCAGCUUCAAUGGCGGAUUACACAAUGAGGAAAGGGUGCAUUUAGCUUCUCCUCGGCUCAACGGCUCACUUUGUCCUUUUCGACUGUUCGCGGGCUCUCUUGUUCCAGAAAUCGAGCCUCGUCGAGUUUCAGCAUGCAAAGAAGUGGCUGCCUCUGAUUCUGUUUCUAGAAUUUGACCAUUCUGUGAGCGUUAGGUUUUCUACAUUUUUACGCCUUUCGGUUCGUUGAAAUCAGAAAAAGAUAAAGGUGGUGGAGGAACGGAAGGGGAGAAGUGCAUUUUAAAUACAUUGGCGCCUACUUCCUAAGGAUCUCUGCUUUUGGUGGGAAGAAGAAGAAGAAAGGGAUGUUUCGAGAUAACGAAAGGUGGCAAUGAUUUUGAAUCAGGUUUCAAACUCAAACUAUGUAUAAUAUUGAAUUGAUCAAGCCCAGGGAUCCAAUAUGGCACCCGUGGAAGAUAACUAUCGACAAGAUUAUCACAUUUAUUACGAGGAAAAGGUUGAUCAAUUCAAUACCAACAGAGACGCUUCUGCCGUGAGUGCAGGAACAUGCGGGUAUAGCAGAACAAACUCACUGACUUCAACUUCGACCGCAACAAAUGAAGAUAGUGCUAGUGCAGAUGGAUCGCCACUGUUAGGUCAUCCAAUUCAAAGUUCUGCAAGCAAAGGGAGAGCUAGCCUGUCCAGAAAAAUGUCAAUGAGACUGAGGUCGGGGAACUUGGAUGACAGAUAUGAUGAUCCGGAGGCAGACAGCCUAGAACUACAGAAACUUGAAAUGAUGAAGGAGAAGUUUGCAAAGCUGCUAUUGGGUGAGGACAUGUCUGGUAGUGGGAAAGGAGUCUGCACAGCCGUGGCCAUUUCAAAUGCCAUCACCAAUCUCUAUGCUACUGCAUUUGGGCAGCUCUACCGGUUGGAACCUUUAAAAUUUGGGAAAAGGUUGAUGUGGAAAAGAGAGAUGGAAUGUCUUCUUUCUGUCUGUGAUUACAUUGUCGACUUUGUUCCUUCUUGGCAAGAACUUCCAGAUGGCAGGAAACAAGAGGUGAUGACUAGCCAUCUCAGGUCAGAUGUUCGAAUGAAUCUUCCUGCACUUCAGAAGCUGGACAACAUGCUUCUUCAGGGCAUCUUGGACAGUUUUGGGAAUACAGAGUUCUGGUAUGUAGAUCAGGGAAGCCUCCCAUCAGACGCUGAUAACUUUGGCCAAAUGACUCCUAGACAAGAUGAGAAGUGGUGGCUGCCGACUCCUAGGGUUCCUCCUCGUGGCCUCUCAGAUAAAUCAAGGAAACAUUUGCUCCAAAAACGUGACUCUGCAAGCCAAAUUCUGAAAGCUGCUGUGGCCAACAACAGUAGCAUUCUUGCAGAGAUGGAAGUCCCUGAGUCAUACAUGGAAACUCUACCAAAGACUGGCAAGGCCACAUUAGGGGAAACACUUUACAAGCACAUUACAAGCCCAGAACAUUUCUAUCCUGAGGAUGUCCUUGAUUGCCUUGACCUAUCAACAGAGUACAAUGCACUCGACAUAGCUGACAAAGUUGAGGCUUCAAUAUAUGUGUGGACACGUAAGGGUGUUUUAGCUCACUCAAAAUCUUCAUGGGAUUUGGUUACAGCUGAUGGAGGUAAAAUGGAUAUGCUCACGGAUAGAGCUAAGAGCUUGCUUUUGUGCUUGAAACAGAGAUGUCCUGGUUUGUCUCAGACAAGUUUAGAUACAGCUAAAAUCCAAUACAAUAAGGAUGUUGGGCAAGCAGUUCUUGAGAGCUAUUCGAGGGUCCUGGAGGGUUUGGCAUAUAACGUUGUUUCUUUGAUUGAUGAUGUACUUCGUGCAGAUGAAGUGGCUAAGGAAUCUACGGCAACAAAGCUCUUCAAGACAAUACCCUCUGAGUCUCCCAGGAUUUUUGAAGUCCGCUUGGGUAAUUCACCACAAGACUCCUUGGCUUAAAAUUGCUGACUCAUUGUAACUUGAUCAGACUUACUGGACACUCAAGGAAGAAAUGUCUUGCAGUUGUGGUUACUGUUUCGGUGAGGAAGUGAAUUCUGUAUGUGGUGGUUAUUGCAACCACAAGAAUAUGGCAUGUAUAUAAUAAGGCCAAAUUUGCAGCCAAGCCAACUUGUAUCAUGCCUCCCUGGAUCAGCCUCGUUUCAAAAUUUUCAAGUCCUCCUGCAUGGAGUAUACACAUUCUUUCUUGUAUUGAAUAUUGAACCUAGGUUGGGUGA
Molecule: messenger RNA, 2252 nt
Organism: Nymphaea colorata (pocket water lily)
Lineage: Eukaryota; Viridiplantae; Streptophyta; Magnoliopsida; Nymphaeales; Nymphaeaceae
Product: rop guanine nucleotide exchange factor 3-like
Exons: 8
Coding region: 487-1977 (496 amino acids)
Molecular function (GO): guanyl-nucleotide exchange factor activity
Source: RefSeq, a predicted model, not a curated record